UUAGUUUUUUUAGUUUAGGUUCUCUCGGUUGUUGUUUUGUGUAUGGUUAAUAAGCAGUAAUUCAAUUCAGUUCUAGUCCUAGCCAGUACAGUGUUUUCUCAUUAAAGUGCUACGAAAAUAGUUAAUUAGUAAAUAAAUAGUCCUUUACAUAAAAAAACUAGCAUUAGGUUGAAAAUUAAAGUUUCACACCCUGUUUGUACCUAUUUAAUCAUUGCAGACAUGAAGAUAAUUGUAAAAGUUUUACAAGGACAGGAGUAUGCUAUAGAGGUGACUGGCCAGACAAGGGUGUCAGAGGUGAAGGAACAACUGGACAAGUUGCUGGGAGUGCCUGUACUGCAGCAGAAGUUGUUGUUCACGGGUCGACCCCUCACAGAUGAAAAGUUGCUUAGUGACUACCCAACGAUUAAAGAUGGCACUAAGUUGAACCUCAUCGUAAAACAAGAGAAACAAGAGACCAGUUCAAAGAAGCUGCCGGAAAAACCAAGUAGUGGAGAACAGGACCUGACAGUCCUAAAGGAUGCUGCAUACAAGUUUUUGAGAGACUUCUACUCCGAGGCAGAGACUAAGAGAAUCGUCGAUGAGUUUGGAAAGGAGUUCUUGCGGUCAGUAUCUACCUUAAGUCUAGAUGACUAUGAGAGGAUAGCCACUUCAUGUCUUGAGGAGGAAAACCAACGAGCUUCAUGAGAAAUUAGAUGAUAAUAUUUGACUAAAGUUGUAGGAUUAAGUCAUCCUAUGUAUCUUUACUUACCAGUUGUUAUUUAUUUAUUAUUUAUGAUUUUUGUUUCUUAGUUUUUAGUCGAAGGAACACAUGGAAAAUAACUGUUCCUUUGCCUAAAUCUAUGUUUCCUGUAGGCAGGCAGAUUAACUUGUUUCAUUUCAUAGUUUACAGAUUAUGACGGUUUAUAAGCUAUACUUGAAAUUCACAAUCAGAAAUACAAAUAACCACUAAUACUUGUUUGAAGUUGUGUUAACAGAAAAAAAGAUUAAUUAUAAGAGUUCAUUCACAUCAACGCUAUUUUAUUUAACUAGUUUCCCUAAGCUGCACAUUUGUACUAAUUACCUAGCUUAGUGUAAAUUGUAAAUUGUAUCAUUGUUUAUUAAUAAAACUAUAAAAAAUUGUAUUCAAAUUUCAUUUAAAUUUUAGGUAGAAUCAGUAUACAUAAACUACUUUUUGUCUGUAAAAACAAAAAAAUCCUUCACAAUUUUUGUAGUAUAAAUGUUUACAU
Macrosteles quadrilineatus (aster leafhopper) is the source of this 1226-nucleotide messenger RNA. RefSeq names its product ubiquitin-like protein 4A. Gene Ontology annotation, biological process: post-translational protein targeting to endoplasmic reticulum membrane. The record is from RefSeq and is a predicted model, not a curated record. The transcript is spliced from 4 exons. Lineage: Eukaryota; Metazoa; Arthropoda; Insecta; Hemiptera; Cicadellidae. The coding region runs from base 220 to 684 and encodes 154 amino acids. Gene Ontology annotation, molecular function: protein binding.